Hemiscyllium ocellatum (epaulette shark) is the source of this 4057-nucleotide messenger RNA. It is a transcript of the gene trim8b, whose product is annotated as tripartite motif containing 8b. NCBI's taxonomy places the organism in Eukaryota, Metazoa, Chordata, Chondrichthyes, Orectolobiformes, Hemiscylliidae. The record is from RefSeq and is a predicted model, not a curated record. The coding region runs from base 514 to 2310 and encodes 598 amino acids. Gene Ontology annotation, molecular function: zinc ion binding. The transcript is spliced from 6 exons.
UGUGCCAUAAAUAUAAAUGAUUUAAAAUUCUUGGAGGAGGAGGAGGGGAGAAGGGGAAAAAAAUAAAACAAGCACCUAGUUUAAACGAGACUCACUGAAGAUGGCUGUAAAUGAGCGGCUUUGAAACCCAAAGAGCAUUUUUUUGAAGUUCUGCUUCUUCGCAACCAACCCCUAAAAGCAUUUUGCAAUCAAAGGAUGCCAAGACAAUUGGAAUUUCCCUUUUAAAUCUCUUUUGGAAGAGAGCGAGAGAGAAAGAAGCGAGAGGCUUUUUUUGAGCUGGAUGGCAGUGAGGAAGUCAGACAGUUGAGGCUGUGAAGAAGAAAGGGACAGAGAGGGGAAGGGUCGAUUGAUUAAAGCUUUUUUUUGGAGGAUUUAGUCUUUCAAAUGGGGGAAAUCUUACCUGAUAUUUGUUGAAAAGGGUGGAAGAAGCUGGGAGUUUGGCCGUUGGCGGCGGCGGCGGUCGGGGUCUCUUUUUUGAAUUUUUGAAAAUAACGACUUUUUUCCCAAUCCAAGAUGGCUGAAAACUGGAAGAGCUGCUUCGAGGAGGAACUUCUGUGCCCCAUCUGCCUGCAGGUCUUCGUGGAGCCGGUGCAGCUGCCGUGCAAGCACAACUUCUGCCGGGCUUGCAUCGGCGAGGCCUGGGGCAAGGAGUCGGUGAGCCGUUGCCCCGAGUGUAACAACGUCUACCCGCAGAAACCGGCGCUGGAGAAGAACCUCAAGCUCAGCAACAUCGUGGAAAAAUUCAACUCCUUCACGGCCGAUGCCGCCGCCGUGGCCGCUGCCGCUUCGUCCUCGUCCUCCGCCGGCGGCGGCAGCAACAACAACAACGCCGCCACCAACCCAGCGGCCUCGUCCGCCGCCUACAGCCCGCUCUGCUGCCGCUAUUGCCGCAACUCGCCCGCUCAGAAGGUCUGCCUCCGCUGCGACACCGGCUGCUGCCAGGCCCAUGUCGGCGCGCACCUGCAGGCCGCCUCGGUCAGCGGCAGCCACUUGCUAAUCGAGGCCGGGGAUGCGCGGGCCUGGAGCUGCGCUCAGCACGACGCCUACCGGCUGCUGCACUGCGAGACGGACCAGGUGGCCGUCUGCCGCUACUGUUACUACAUGGGCAGCCACCAUGGCCACAGUAUCUGCGACCUGGAGGUCAGGAGGAAUGAGAUUCGGCAAAUCUUGAUGAAACAACAAGAGAGACUAUCAGAAAGAGAACAGGAUAUUGAAGAACAAAUCUACAAACUGAAAACUGAUAAAAGUGUAAUUGAGGAAAAAGUCCAGCAAUUAAAAGAAGAAGUACGCCUGCAGUAUGAGAAAAUGCGUCAGAUCUUGGAAGAGGAUCUGGGGAAGACUUUGGAACUCAUUGAUAAAACACGAACAAAAUUCUGUGACGAAAAUGCAUCGCAAGUACAUCAGCUAAAUGAGCGACUAGAGGAGGCUAAAAAAUUACUCAACUCUGUCCAAAAAAUGUGGGACAGAACAGAGGAUAUUUCCUUUAUGAAGAAUACCAAAUCUGUAAAGAUUUUACUGGAAAGGACUCAAGCUUGUACUGGAAAUGGAUUGCCACCUCCCAAAUUUGGUCACCUCCAGCCAAAACCUUUCUUGAGUGAGAUUGGGAAAAAGGAAAAACACAUCAGAAAGUUGCUUGAAGGGACAAUAAGCACUCCUGUUCCGUUUCUGCAGAGCGUUCCUGCUUACACCUGCAACGUUUCCAAUGCUGCUGGAGAAAAACGCAAGCACUCCACUGCUUUCCCUAUGCCCACAACAUCCGCUGUGGAUAAUGGUUUCCUGGAAGUAACGGCUGGGAAUGUUUCCAGCCAGUUCAUGGGCCAAAGCGGGUCUGUCGUGGAGGGCCAGUCAGCACAGUCCCUUGUGCCCUGCAGCUCUUCCCCACACAUUGUGGGACUGACGAGCGGUCCACAGCCCGUCCACACAGGUCCAGUCUUCAAUACAACUCACUAUCCCAAUGGCACACCACCUCAGCAGUCUGUACUUUCCCAGUCAGUUGGUUAUGGUGGGCGCAAAAUCCUCGUCUGCUCGGUGGAUAACUGUUACUGUUCUGGUGUGCCUUCUGUUUCGAACCACAAUGGACACCAGCCGUACAGCAGAUCAGGCACUUUCCCAUGGUCUGUGACAUCGCAGGAAUACGCACAUGCUCUUCCACCUGCUCCCUCGGUACCUCAGUCCCUCAUAUCAUAUGGAAUGGGGUCAGCAUCUCACAACAAUACUGCAGGCAAGAUAACUGCAGGCUAUAUGGCCAAUCCUUCACUGAACACUACACCGCAAACUAAUCUUCUAAAUUCUGUCUACCAUACAUUUUGAACAGUGUGUGCAUUUUCUCAUGUUUUAUUUUUAAUUUUUCUUCUUUCUGUAAAUGUUAAUUUCAAAUCAUUUGCUUAAAAAGAAGUUAGAAAAUACAUUCCGCACAUAAUGUAACCUUUUUGUGCAAUUGAAUUCCAGUGCUGGUUUAGUAAUCCAUUCACAGAUGGAGUCAUAUCUGUAUUAAAUGACUUCCUUUGGUUGUUUCUGCCAUGAGUGCCACAACCAUAACAGAAUUUUUAUAUGAAAACUCUUAGCACUUUUUGCAGAGGCAUUUAAUAUUAGUUAAUCAUAAUAGUGCUCUGGUAUAAUAAUAACAGCAAUAAACAGAGGUACCAUUUGACAGUGAAGCACAAAUUACGCUGAUGUGCGUUGACACUAUUUGUCUGACCUGUUAAAUAGGCGGACCUGAGAGGGGAAAUGAUACCCUAACACUGGAAGUUGUCACAAGGUAAUGCAACGUUGAAUGGAAGAUUGUCUCUGGCAAGUUGUCAGGCAGGACAUUCAAUCAUUGAUUGUCAUUGUUACCCAAUGGUCCUUUACAAUAAACCCUUUGAGUAUGGACUCCCUUGUGGAACAAGAAAUCCAAGAAGAAAAUCAAUUUGUUUUUGUUUUAAACAUUCAAGGUGGGACUCUGGCUUCCUAGAGAUGGAAACUGCACCCUAAUUGAGCAUGGCAGAUUUGGCCUGUCACUUUAAUCAUGUAAUUUUUUUAAAAAAUAAAUCACAGUGGGACUACUAUGAUGCAAAGUGGAAAAACUGGUCAGGCUGGGUUCCUGGCUAGCUAGAAGAAAGACAGAUUAUUUUAGGUUUGGCAAAUGCUGUCCUGUAAACUAUAUAUUGAUAAAUAAUUGGGAAUAUGCUUAAUGCAUAAGAUGAACGUUUCUUAAUCAGUAUUCUGUAGAAAAACUGGAGUAUUUGGGAAUUCUGUUUUUAUUUCAGAUAAUGGUGGGGGUGGGGGGGCAGUCAUGUUACAAUAAUGCUCAAAGGGUUGAAGAUCUGUUUGUCGAACAAACAUCUUUUCAGGCCUAUUGUGAUAAAUGGGCUAUUACAGUGGAACCUCAUUAUUACUAACCCGUGGUGGUUUUGUCAGUGGGGGGGGGGGACAUGGAAUGGGUGCUUCACCUUGCCAAGGUUUGAGCUCUUCAGUUCUGACUUAAUUCCUUCACCACCAACUGCUGGAAAAAAAUGUUUCACCAAUUUAUUUUCUUUUGUUUUCAGUUCUGCAUCCGAGCAAUGAGUGUGGCACUAGGAUGUUCUCUGAAUGGUAAAAGCAAUUACCACAGUGCAGUUUGUUAACACUGGGCAAAAGAAUGAAAGAUAAUUCAUUACAAAUGGUGCCGAUGGAUCUGCUGGUCUGCAUGUUAUAACAAAGUUUGUUUCAUCAAGGAAUUGAAUUCCUUGGACUUUUAUUUUAAAUUAAAACUGAAAUGGAGCUUCAGUUGGGGACCUGGGGAAAGAUUGAUGUAACAGAAGGUUGUUGUAACAAGGUUUGGCUGUAUUUUAACUGUGUGGUGACGGUCCAUAGGCAUUUGACCACGGGAGCUCUGUUUUGCUUUGUCCCUGCAGAAAAGGGUGAAUGUCAGUGUUUGGAAAAACUAUUGUAAUCAGUAAAAUCAAGAACUGUUGGUAUUUUGUCUUUCUCAAAUACUUAUAGUUACCAGGUUAUGCAGGGUUUAUCUUAACCUCCUAUUUCAUGUCACUUUAUCAAUAUCUUCUUUUAAGACAUUGAAUAAACAUGUAUACAUGCA